This is a messenger RNA of Danio rerio (zebrafish), 549 nucleotides long. RefSeq names its product coronin 7 (gene coro7). The record is from RefSeq and is marked validated. Gene Ontology annotation, biological process: supramolecular fiber organization; actin cytoskeleton organization. NCBI's taxonomy places the organism in Eukaryota, Metazoa, Chordata, Actinopteri, Cypriniformes, Danionidae. Gene Ontology annotation, cellular component: cytoplasmic vesicle; Golgi membrane; cytosol.
AUCACAAACACCGAGAGACACCCGGAAGGUUGAAACCGCGCGAUCAGCAGCUCACUAUGAACCGCUUCAAGACGUCCAAAUACAAGAACACCACUCCUAAAAUCCCCAAGAAAGAUGGCUGGAUUGCAAACGUGCGAGGAGGUUCCUUCUCUUCUCAGGGCAAACACAUCAAAUCCAGCUGCAGCCUCGUGGCCUUCAACACCGAUCACGCUGGAGGAGGAAUGGUCGGUCUGUCCUCCGUGAAUGCUGGGGCUGAUGGGAAAUGGAGUGUCACCCAGAUUUCAUGCCAUGCUGACCUGGUGACGGACCUGGACUUCUCUCCGUUUGAUGACUACCUGCUGGCCACGUGCUCCGCUGAUCAGACGGUGAAGCUGUGGCGUUUGUGUGAUGUGGAUCAGGAUCAGCCCAGUAAUGCAGAAAUGACUCUGAGUCCCGCGGACGGUCGGCUGGAGCUGCUGCUCUUCCACCCGGCAGCCUCUGCUCUGCUCGCUGUCGCCUCUGCUGGAGGAGUUCAGCUGUGGGACAUCACUCGAGACUCUGCCCUGACAG